UGAACAUAAACACCACUGUAGAGGCAGGGAAUGGCAAGCACAUGAGGGCCUUGGAUGUUUUUAAAUAUUCCAUAAAAUAUCUUUACACACGGGCAGUAGAGGUGAUUAAGGAGAGAACUGGUGACGAAGACUUCGGAGGAAAUGAUGUGCAAUGGGUAUUGACCGUCCCAGCAAUAUGGAAACCAGCGGCAAAACAAUUCAUGAGAGAGGCUGCUUAUCAAGCAGGGCUGGCACAUCCCUCAAACCCAGAGCAGAUACUGAUCGCUUUGGAGCCAGAGGCGGCCUCCGUCUACUGUAGAGAGCAAAAGGUAAGAGAGUUUGUUGCUGAGAGUGGUAGCAACGAUGACUCGGUUGAGGACACCAUCGCCCGACCAGAAUCACAGUACAUGGUAAUUGACAUUGGAGGCGGAACUCUUGAUGUGACUGUUCAUAAACUUAUGGAAAACGGUGCAAUCCGAGAGCUUUAUAAAGCCACAGGAGGUACAUUUGGAGGACAGAAUGUCAACAGACAGUUCAGAAUCCUUCUUGAACAAAUUUUCACCAAAUCCCUCCUCGAUAAUUAUGCCUGUCACAAUCCGGUGGAUUGGCUCUGUCUCAUGAAUGAUUUCGAAGUAAAGAAACGCGGAAAACGUAUCUGUGAAGGGGGGACAACACGAAUCCGGUUGCCUGGUAGUUUCUUGAGUAAAUUUCUCAGCCAGAGAGGUUGCCAUAUUAACACAGCCAUUCAGCAGCAUUACAAAAUGGAUGAAAUAAAAGUCCUUCGUAACGAGUACCUCUGCCUUGAACCAAAAGUCAUGAGGCAGCUGUUCAACCCAGUCUUGGAUGACAUCAUUUCCCACCUCUCCAACCUUCUCGCCAAACCAGAAUUGUCUGAGGUCAAGUUUGCAUUCCUCGUAGGCGGUUUUUCUGACUCAGCUGUUUUACAGGAAAGAAUCAAGGGGCAUUUUGGCCAUGCCUAUCGCAUUUUAAUACCGCACUGCGCAUCCCUUGCAGUUGUCCAAGGUGCUGUGAUGUUUGGACAGAAACCUAACACUUUCGAGUCCAGAAUAAUGGCUACCACCUAUGGCAUUCGUGUACAUAAGCUCUUCCUCGACGGGUUACAUCCUGAAUCGAAAAAGGAAAUAAUAGCUGGAAUCCCACGCUGUAAAGAUGUGUUUUUUAAGUUUGUUAAAGUCGAUGAAGUCGUUAAAGUUGGAGAAAAACGUCAAUUCACUGGUUUUGCACCCUUGACAGGCGAAGAGAAACAAGUGAAGCUCGAUUUCUACCAAUCAGAAUGUCCAGAUGCGGAGUUUGUUACAGAUCCUGAGGUGCGCAAGGCCCCCGGUCGUGGAUUAGUGAUUGAAACACCAGAGGCAUGGAAAACGAAAGAUAUUGAGAUCCAUUUGCUCUUUGGUGGAACUGAGAUAAAGGUCACGGCUGUUAAUCGUACUAGCAACCGACAAUCCACGGUUCAUCUAGACUUUCUGGCCAGCAGUUAGUAGAUUUAGGCAUUUUUCAAUUGUUCAGCAUUAGUAAACAAUUGCAGAAAUUUGUGUCAGAGAAUGACUUUAGAAAUUGAUGUAUGGGUUUACCGGUGGCAACACCGGUCCCUCCAAACUACCUGUAAAUUUGUCAUUUUACCAAAACAAAUAUUUUUUCCAUUAACCGAUGAAUUUUUGUGAUACGUAACAAAUACCAUUGUUAUCCAUUUAUAUGUUGAUACGAAAAUUAGUACUACUUGCAAUUAUAAGCAUCACAAAGGUUUUUAAUUGAUUAUUUCAGUGGAUAUCGAGUCUUGCUACUAUCUCAAAAUUACUAUUCCAUAAAAAUGAUUGUGGAAGACUACAUUAGUAUUGAAUCAUUUUAGAUUUUAGGCGGAAAGUUUUUGAGGUAUAUACGUCGGUAUUUCUCUAGUAAAUAAUGAUCUUUAAUUUUUUCCCUACUCUUCUUGAUAUUUAAAAGCAGCUUACUAAACUUGCAUAUUGCAGAUUGUAGGAUGGGUGAGUUAUCCUUCAUACUCAGUUCGCGUAAUUCGUCACAGCUAAAUUUUUAUGAAGCUGUCUACAUAAUGAAAUUUAAGUCAACAUUUCAUGAAAGCCUCACAGCCUAUAAGACUUAAGACUUAUUCUACUAGUUUCUUCAUUCUGUAAAAACGCACAUCAUCUGUUAUAUUCAUUUUGUAUCAUCCAUGGUAAAGAUAGUGCUAGUUUUACAUCCUAUAGUGAUUAUGGCUCUGGAAUAGAGAAUCUCGCAUGAACUAAAACUUAGUUUAGAUUGAUUUCCAUUCCCGGCUCGUCUUCUUCCUUCUUUACUCGAAAAUUUUAGUUGCUUCUGUACGUGUUCUUGUAUUUCGUGUUCAUUUUCCAGCUAACCUUUGCAGUUGGAGCACUUACGCACUUACAUCAGCCCCUCACCGAGAUGAUUUUCGAACCGUUGGCCCAAAGUUUCCAGUCUGCCAGAUUUUAUGCCGGUACACCGCUCAUAAUCGAAAGACGAACAGUGACAGUAUUAGCAUCGAUCACAAGUAACGCAAUGGCCGGGCGGGCUAUGUAUAUUAUUUAACUGAUAUCUGAAUGACGCAGAUAACUGAUGUUGCUAGUCAGAUAUUCAAGUAUGUUUUAUGAAAUCCCACCGGACACACUAAAGUGGAAAAUUAUCCUUGAAAAGAAUAGCAAUAACGGUUAAGAGGAGGAGUAAGUUGAAAAGUAAAAACUUUCUGCUUACAAGGAGUAAAAACUGGAACUAAAACAAAACCGGAAAGAAAAAGUCAUUGACUCACCAUUAUCGAUGAAAGUCCCUCCUUAUCAAC
Pocillopora verrucosa is the source of this 2788-nucleotide messenger RNA. The record is from RefSeq and is a predicted model, not a curated record. NCBI's taxonomy places the organism in Eukaryota, Metazoa, Cnidaria, Anthozoa, Scleractinia, Pocilloporidae.